Messenger RNA from Fibroporia radiculosa, 897 nucleotides. RefSeq lists its product as uncharacterized. The record is from RefSeq and is a predicted model, not a curated record. The transcript has 5 exons. Lineage: Eukaryota; Fungi; Basidiomycota; Agaricomycetes; Polyporales; Fibroporiaceae. The coding region runs from base 1 to 897 and encodes 298 amino acids.
AUGGCAGACAUCAGGGCAGAAGCUGCGAUUGAUCCCGCACUUAUACCUCCAUUAGAUCUGGCCCUGUUCACCCCAACGGACGCAGAACUAGUCUUUCUUCGGAAAGCUAUUUCAACUGAUUACGAGGAGAUACGAAGGCGAGUGAUAGAAGUACAGAAAGAAGCAUAUACAAAGUAUCCAUAUCCGUGCAUCCGCGCGUUCCAUCAUGUUAGCUUGAUGAUGACAGCCAACCCGAUUUAUCAAACGGUGCUUAAUGCCAGUAAAUUGGGCGAGACGCUUCUUCUUGACUUGGGAUGCUGCAUGGGUACCGAUGUCCGCAAACUUGUCCAAGAUGGGUACCCCGCCUCGCAUAUUCUUGGCUGUGAUCUGCGACAGGAUUUCAUUGACCUAGGCUUCAAGCUAUAUUCCGAUGGGGAAACCUGCCCGAUACACUUCUUUACAUCAGACAUCUUCAACUGUCCUGUAGAAUUCGAAUUUGGUCGGGAUCCGAGCGCCAUCACGCCUGGCGCGCGGAUUACAGAGCUAGCGCAGCUAACAGGCUCGCUGACCCAUAUUUACGUAGGCGCAUUGUUUCACCUAUUCGACGAAUCAACCCAAUAUGCAAUUGCACUUCGUCUUGCUUCUUUGCUAAAACGAAGGAGUGGGGCGGUGAUAUUUGGAAGACACAGAGGCCUCGAGCAGGAAGGCAUGAUUGACGACCAUUUAGGCCGCAUUCGUUAUGGUCAUUCGGAGCGCUCAUGGCCUGUAAUGUGGAGAAAGGUCUUCGGCGAAGCUGAAGGUGAUGAAUUUGCUACGUCGCGUGUGCUGGUUGAGGCAAAGAUAAACGACUUCGAUCAUACCAUCUUUGGUACCAGAAGGCAAGGGAAAAUGCUGGUCUGGCAUGUCAUAAUAUUGUAA